Messenger RNA from Astyanax mexicanus (Mexican tetra), 1733 nucleotides. It is a transcript of the gene spryd7b, whose product is annotated as SPRY domain containing 7b. Bases 567 to 1157 code for a protein of 196 amino acids. The transcript is spliced from 5 exons. The record is from RefSeq and is a predicted model, not a curated record. Gene Ontology annotation, molecular function: protein binding. NCBI's taxonomy places the organism in Eukaryota, Metazoa, Chordata, Actinopteri, Characiformes, Acestrorhamphidae.
UCAUUUUCUAAUAUAACGGGUAAGAAAAGUGGGUAAGCUCUCCAUGCAGGCCCCGUUAAUUCUCAUCUCUAUAUAUUCUCAGUAUGUGCCCUUAAAUUCUUCUAAACGUUCAGGGUCAGUGUAACGUUUCUAAUCAUUUUGUUACCGUUAGUUUAGUAAAGAAAUAAGCAAAAGAGCAAAAAAGGAAAAAUAUAAAAAUUGAGAAACGAUUCCUGAAAUGUUGAGGGCAAAAAUGAAAAUCUCGUAAAUUUGAUUGGAAAAAACUACUAAAUACCAAUGGACAAAAUGGACAAAAUAUAACUUUUAUACCCAAUACUCAAUUUGACUAUUUUAGUGACCCAUUCAAUGAGGAGAACUUGUUCGCUGUCGCCCUCUAGCGUCCUGCAGUUACAGUCAAGUCUGGAGUAACGGGAUGAACAGGACGUGAUCCUACUAGCCAAUCCUAUCUGAGGAUAGGGAUCCUACUAGCCAAUCCGAGCACAGGAGGCGGAGUUUUCCUGAAUACGGGUGUGAAAUACAACAGGUUUUCUGCACUGGCGAAAGUCCCACUCGACUUCGGCACUGUAAUGGCUGCAAUGUUUACGUGCUGUCUGGGCUGCUGCGGCGAUGGGGCAUCGGGCCAGAUACCCCUCAAAGAAAUGCCCACAGUACAGCUGGACACUCACCACAUGGGGACGGAUGUGGUCAUAGUGAAAAGUGGGAGGCGGAUAUGUGGGACUGGAGCUUGCCUCGCCAACGCCCCUCUCCACCAGAACAAGAGCUACUUUGAGUUCAAGAUCCAGUCAACGGGUGUGUGGGGAGUAGGAGUAGCCACACAGAAGGUGAAUCUGAACCAGGUUCCUUUGGGUCGAGACAGUCACAGUUUGGUACUCAGACAUGAUGGCUCGGUCUACCACAACAAUGAGGAGAAGAACUGCCUACCAGCCAACAGCCUUCCUCAGGAGGGAGAUGUAGUGGGUUUAACCUAUGACCAUGUGGAACUGAACCUGUAUCUUAAUGGGAAGAAUAUGCAGUGUCCAGCGACAGGCAUUCGAGGCACUGUGUUCCCUAUAGUUUACGUGGAUGACAGUGCUAUCUUAGACUGCCAAUUCAGCGACUUCUACCAUCCUCCCCCCCAAGGCUUUGAGAAGAUCCUAUUUGAACAGCAGAUCUUUUGAAGCUGUGGACACACUCAAAGAGAUGCUGCCCACAAGGCCAAGAGUCGAGCGGCAGUGUUAGAAUGGAUGUAAACUUACUUCUGACUUCUUGCCAUUUCGCGUCUGCCUUCUCUGUUGCUGCUACUGCUGCCGACAUUGUAUAUAGGAGACAAGCCAGUUUUGUGUGUGUGAGAGUGUAUUUAGUUUGUGUGUGUGUGAGGGAAAAUUUGUUAGCAAAACACUAUCAAAUAUCUGUUAUUCAAAAUGCCAUAUGAACAUAUUUAAUUUCUAUUUUAGGUGCAAUACAUAUCAUACUUUUAUAUCACAGUCUUUGUUGGUAUGUUUCUUAGAUUUAAAACAAUACAUAUUUAAUUUAUUUAACUUUAGUUUUAUUUUAUGUUUUUGUCUAAAAAAAAACUACAUUCCCAAACACUACAGUAAGUGAACAGAAGUGUGUGGAUUCUCCAGGAAAGCUGGUCAAACACAUCAUCAAUGUUAGUGACUUGUUUUAUUUACAAUAUUUAUGUAUUAUCAUUGAAAACUGAACCAAAUCUUGUCAAAGUCUGAGUAAAAGUGAUUUAUAUGCUGAUGUGGAAA